AUUUCAACUACCAGACAGUGAACAGUCGACCACAUUUUUAUAUAAACGAACAGUGAAAAGAAAAGUUCCAAUCGGAGACAUAGAAAUGGCAAAACCAGAAAGUAGAAAUCUAUUCGAUCACUUAUACGGAGUGUUUUGUAAUAACUUACGUGAAUUGGGCAAAGCGUCGAGUUUUUGUCAAUUGAUUAAAAAUGCCAAUUCCGAUCUGAAUCGCAUAACCGCAUUGAGUAAAGUGUGCAACAUUGUGCUGUUGGUAAAAUCGGUAAAGAAAUGCAUGAGAAACAAUUCGAAAAAUGCUCAACGAACACAAGACAUACUGGAGACGUACUACGCCAAAAAGGAGCAUUGUAGUGACAGUGAAACUGAUUUGAUUGCUCUACUCAAUUCGGCUUUGGCCAGUACUGAAAUCGACGUUGAAUUGAAUUUCGACCGGCUGAACGAUUUCGGCCGCAAUGAAGUGAAUUUCAUCGAAAAUUUACUUGUGAACAGCGAGGAAAAAUCUCCCACAUUCGAGGAAUUGCUGUUGAGUGAAAUACACGGCGAACGGUCGAUCUAUUUUUACAACGCCACCGAAUACGAAGUGUGUAUGCUUGAGGCGCUGCGUGGAAUAUAUUAUGCCAAAAUUAACAGAAACCGUCCAAAUGAAUCGCUGUUUCCGUUGUUGUAUUUGAUAUGCACAGCUUUGUGGAAGCUCAACCACUCGGAAAUGGCAUCGAAUGUGCUACAAUUAUCGGUUAAAUUGUUGCGAAUAUCGUCCUUGGACAAUGCGGCGAAAUCUGUGCAGACCGUGAAAUUGGUAAAACUCAUGAAAGUUGUCCAAGUAUCAUCGAAGGACGGAGGAUGCGAAGCUGAUCAACUAAAUUUUAAGCCUUUCCUGGAACACAGAAUUGAAACUAUUCCCAAAGUAACGGAAACCAGUGACGUGCUGAUGGGAGCGUGUAGCAGUAUUGCAUUGAAAUGGCAAGUAGAUCGGGGACGGCAUGUUGUUGCAACUCAAACCAUUCCACUUGGUACAACAAUUAUCACCGAACGACCGUUUACGUCAACCAUUCAUCCAAAGAACAAUUUUCUAUUUUGUCACAAUUGUUGUCAUGAAGUGAAGAAUUUGGUGGCGUGUAAAGACUGCACAACAGUUGUUUUUUGUAGUACACUAUGUCGGUCAGCAUGCCAGGCCUAUCACCAAUACGAAUGUAAAUUUAUGAAAACUUUCACUUCAUCGGAAGUGCUGGGCGAUAAGGGUCUUCUUUGCUAUCGAUCCGUUUGCAAAACUGAUGCACGAGUUUUAGAAUCGCACUCUCGAGCAUAUCUAACGUUCGACGGAAGUGAUACCGCUGAGGUGCAUGACAAUGAAUUGGAGUGUCUCAGCAACAAAUUCAUAUUGGGUUUAGAUGCGUCAGGCAAGUUGGAUUCUCAAAAUUACGCAUCAAUCUUCGCACAAUCACCAAACUCUAGUGCUCGACUCGGAGGUGAACUUUUGAAGCGAAGUUUUUCGGCCAUCUUUCUCACUAUUUGCUUAAGAUUUGCUGGCUAUUUCGAGGAAGCCGACGUCAGUGACAUUGAAAAUGGAAAGCUUUAUGAAAUCGAACAACACGUUGCAUCGGUGUUACUCCGCUAUUUGCAAAGUGCCAGCUGCAAUUCGUAUGCCGUCAGCAAUAUAAACGGAAGUAAUCCACGGCGUGUUCAAAUUAACGAAAUUGGUGUGGCCACUUAUCCCAUACUGUCAACCAUAAACCAUAGUUGUAACAGCAAUAUUUAUCGAUUCACCAUGGGAAACACGAGCGUUGUAAAAACUCUUCGAGAAAUUCGAACUGGCGAAGAGAUACUUGACUCGUACGGGCCACAUUUCGCGUCCAAUUCGAUUGAAGACAGAAUACGCUUUUUGGAAGAACAAUAUUUGUUCUGCUGCAAUUGUCAGUCUUGCGAUGAAAAUUGGCUAGUUUACUCGAAACUACCGAAGCAAAAUCUUAGCAUUAAAUGUCCUCAGUGCGACGGUGAAUCAGCAGCCAGCGGAAAAGGCAAAAACGUUUGCCUGAAGUGUUCGAAUACGUUCGACACCAGGAAGAUUAUGAAAAUGACCAAAGAGUUGGAAAUCAAAUUUCAAGAGGCCAAACAACGGCUCCUGAAUUCGAAUAAAAUGUCUACUGCGGAUCAUGAAGCGGUUCAGGGUGCAAUUGUGAGGUAUGCCAAUGCUUUGGAGAAAAUUCAGAAAUGGCCCAGUCAAACGCUAAUUGAAUGUCAAGAGACGUUGAAAUUAUGUUGGAAUUUACGGUACCAAUAACACAACACACCACUUUGCACUAACCACGAGACAUUUAUUGAAAAUCGUUUUGAGAAAUUAAAGAACUUU
Messenger RNA from Bradysia coprophila, 2347 nucleotides. RefSeq names its product protein-lysine N-methyltransferase SMYD4-like. Lineage: Eukaryota; Metazoa; Arthropoda; Insecta; Diptera; Sciaridae. Gene Ontology annotation, molecular function: histone deacetylase binding. Gene Ontology annotation, cellular component: nucleus; cytoplasm. The record is from RefSeq and is a predicted model, not a curated record.